AUGCAAGACAUGUACACCGAAUUCUCGUUAAAUACGGCCGAGAUCAGCGUGUUGGACGACAAAUGUGGAGACGCGUAUGGCAAAUGCCGUUCGUAUUGCCAAGAUCGUAAGACUUGAAUUUUAUCCUAUUUGCUUUGUUGAUUACAAUAAUUUUUACUGAUUUUCAGCCAGUUUUUGCUCUUAUAUAUUGCAGUCCAAUCUGUUGGGUUAUCAUCGCAAUUCGACGGCAUUAAAAAUAUUGAAAGACUAUUGGCGCGAUAUGGACCUGCAACGCUAUGGAGUUUGGGCGGAGGAUGCGAUAGGCUUCAGACAGUACGACGGGACUUUUAUUGAUGUCGGGGUUCAACGGCUUGCAUUGCAAACGGUCAACACCUUCGAUAAGAUAGGCAGCAUUUUUAUACAGUAAGAGACUGUUCGCAAAAAUAUUAUAAUAGGCCGGCCGAAAAGUUUUGCAUGGUAACCCGAAAUAAAUAGAAGAAAAAUGUUUCCCGCCCACUUUUGCGUUUCGUCCAAACGAAGUGUCAAAAUUGACAAAAAAUAAAAAAAUCCCAAGAAAAAGGGUUUUUGUCGGACAACCCCACGAAAAAUUCUUUAGUGUCAUUCCCUCUGAUUUUACAAUUAAUCAUACAACUUGCAGAGUAAGAAUCGGCCUUGGCCGGGAUUCCAACAACAAGAACUUCGUUCAAAUGCUAUAUGACGAAGGGCACAUCGAGGAGGAAAAGGUUACAAUAUUGUUCUCGCGCUACGCCGGAACCAUGGUGUUCGGAAGACCAGACAAUCACAACUGCAGCCCAAAAUGGGAGGAGGUCAAGCUGUGUGGAACUCGCGAAUGGAUGUUUGAGGCCAUCAAAGUGUCGUUCUUCGACUACACAUCCGAACACAAUUAUAAGGUAACGAUUUUACAGGUCAUGGACCUGUAACGUCACGCUCAUACCUUGGUCAGGCCUGGUCAAACAUAUUUUCUCUCCUAAGAACGCUUAUUUUUCAGAUAAUCCUCAUUGAAAGCGGUCUGAAAAUGCCCAGACAUGUUCUAGUACAGUUUAUAAACGUCGGUUUCCUAGUUCCCUUUGACACCGGCGUACAAGGGAAUGUCUACAGUCUUAAUUUAACUAACCGCAACGAUCUACGCUACGAAUUCAUGCUCAAUUCUAAUUUUACACUACACAUAAACGAGUCCUCCUUGAAUGACGGACCCUUUACGGAUGUGGAUACGCUUUCAGCGACAGCAAUUGAUCCCAAUCCAGAUAACGUGGAAUGGAUGUUCGGGCCGUUGGUGUUUAGAGAAUAUUGCGUUCACUUAGAUUACAAAAAUAACAUGUUGGGCUUCUCAAAGCGGAGACGGACAACCGGAGACUAA
Molecule: messenger RNA, 1357 nt
Organism: Bursaphelenchus xylophilus (pine wood nematode)
Lineage: Eukaryota; Metazoa; Nematoda; Chromadorea; Rhabditida; Aphelenchoididae
Source: the annotation of a GenBank genome assembly